Polistes canadensis is the source of this 818-nucleotide messenger RNA. Its product is annotated as ejaculatory bulb-specific protein 3-like. The transcript has 2 exons. The record is from RefSeq and is a predicted model, not a curated record. Lineage: Eukaryota; Metazoa; Arthropoda; Insecta; Hymenoptera; Vespidae. The coding region runs from base 76 to 564 and encodes 162 amino acids.
ACAGAUGGAACAAGUUGGUUGAUAGUAUUUCGUCAGAAAAUUAUUUUAUCUUCGAUAGAAAUAUUUUGAGAAAAAAUGUACGCGAUAAAUAAUAAAUUAAUUUUCGUUAUUUUGGUAACGUGUAUUAUCUUCUUCAUACAAAUUUUGGCUAGAGAAGAAGAGGCGUCGGAGGAAACGAAAAAAUACACUACCAAAUACGAUAACGUCGAUAUCGAUGGUAUUAUGAAAAACGAGAGACUGUUAAAGGCAUACGUGGGCUGCCUACUCGAUCGAAAUCCUUGCACGCCGGACGCGAUGGAAUUGAAAAGAAAUUUACCAGAUGCAUUGGCGACUAAUUGUUCGUCUUGCAGUGAAACGCAAAAAAUUGCUGCCGAUAAGUUGACUCAUUAUUUGAUCGAUGAAAGACCGGAAGCGUGGGGCCUCCUCGAGAAAAAGUACGAUCCCGAUGGCGAAUACAGGAUACGUUACCAGGAUAAUAAAUUUAACAAUGUUAAUAAUAAAUCCGAGAAACGGGAAGAAAAUGAAAAGGAUUACGACGAAUCGAAACCUAUAUCGGAUUUUUAACAUUUUAUUCGAUUAUCAGGAAUCUCAUUCGAUACGUUGAAAUCCUGUAACCCUUUGAUGAACGAUUUAUUUCUGUAGACAUUCGUAGAAACAAUUAAUUGAUUUAUUAAAUAUUCCAAAAAAAAAAAAAAAGAAAUGUACACGUAAUGUAGCCUGUUAGAUUUUGAAAGUCACCUUUGUAAGCAUAUAUAUCGAUCUAUUAAUACAAAAUAUAUAUGUAUCAUAAGAAAAAAUAACACGAAUUAAAAAACAAA